AUGGAAGAAGGUGCAUUGUUAGCACUUGCAAUAAACCCAGUCCUGCAGGAGGACAGUUCGAAUAAAGUGUGUACCUCUUGCAAACAAGCCGCGGAGUACGCAACAUCCAAGUUGAAAGCGAGGAGGUUGAAACCGAAAAAGUCCGAAAGUAACCUCUGGACGCCGCGAUCCGACGUCAGUACUAUGAAUGGUAGCGGUAGUGAUACCAUGAGACGUCGGAACUUUUCACCGCUGACGCCUACGGCGGGGCUUAAUGACGGAGGCAAGAAGCGAAAACUCAACGAUUCACACAGUGUGGCACGAUAUCGAAACUGGCGAAAUCCUAAGUCGCAAAAGGUUGGAGGCGUUGCUGAAGGAAAUACUGAGUUAGAUUUUGCGAGCCAGAAGUCCAAUGGAGGGCCUAUAGGCCACCAGAGGUUGCAUAUGUCAUCUGAACACAUGGGAAACUUGAACGUUUCGAGGGAUAAAGACGGCAGGAGAACGGAAAUUCCAACAAAAUCCCCGGAGAUUCUUUCAGAUGACCGAGACUUUACGGACUAUGGGAUUGUGCAAUUUCAGCAGUCCGUGCCUUUUAUCGGAGCGUGUCCCUAUUCGAUCGAACCGACCCCGAACCCGAAUUCGGUCCAAGCUAGGCGCUCCAACAAAUCUCUUGGCACAGAGCCCAACUCACAAGGCUUCUAUGAUAUGCUCUCGAAAUACCGCGAUUCGGACGAGGGGUCUGUGACAUCAACACUCUAUGACAUGCGUACUGAAGAUCCAUCAUAUAUAUCCAUCCAAGCCAAGAUCGCUGCGAGAGGAGGCAGGAAGGGGCAAUUCGGCGAAGUAUACAGUAGACUGGAUGUGGACUCGACGUGGAGCAAACAUCAAAACCAACCAUGGAAGAUCAAUCCUGCUGGGCUAGACCGCCAUGAUCUGCCACUACAAAAGGUAUUCGGAGGCGCAGGCUGGGGCAUGGAGACAUUUGGCGAAAGCGGCGAUAUCGUAAAGCGAUAUGUGGACCGGGUCACCCGCAUGGCUGAAACACAGAAUACUGAGCUCCUUAUUCUCCGUAAGCAGCUACAAGAGAAAGAAGAAUUGCUCCAAGCACGAAAGGCUCAUAUGAGAGGCAAAAGGGUCAGAUUGGAAGGCACGUUCGUGUAUAGUACACAAGAUGUGUUAGAUGUUGCGCGAGAGGUCGAGACUAAGCCGGUUGCAAAACGACCUCGUGGGCGCCCACGCAAGCGCCCUGUUGAGGAAGUUGAGGAGGAAGAGGAUGUAGAGGUACAACCCAUCGUUAGCAUCGGAUAA
This is a messenger RNA of Pseudogymnoascus destructans, 1287 nucleotides long. RefSeq lists its product as uncharacterized. NCBI's taxonomy places the organism in Eukaryota, Fungi, Ascomycota, Leotiomycetes, Thelebolales, Thelebolaceae. The transcript has 3 exons. The coding region runs from base 1 to 1287 and encodes 428 amino acids. The record is from RefSeq and is a predicted model, not a curated record.